Sesamum indicum (sesame) is the source of this 1225-nucleotide messenger RNA. RefSeq lists its product as uncharacterized. The record is from RefSeq and is a predicted model, not a curated record. NCBI's taxonomy places the organism in Eukaryota, Viridiplantae, Streptophyta, Magnoliopsida, Lamiales, Pedaliaceae.
GCCUCUGCAUAUAUAAAUAAUAAGAAUCCUGUUUCUGGAGGCUUCUUGACAGAGAGCUGCUGCUCUCUCCCUCCCUUCCCCCUCUCUCUCUCUCUAAAUUGCUAAGGUUACGUCUUGUAGCAAUCUUUUAGCAUUUAUUGAAGAGCCAUAUAUUUUAUGUAUUUCGAGUUCACACUCAUAGGAAUUUGUAUUAUGUUAUAUGCAUCAUAAGCAUAUGUAUAUAUAUGGAUAGUAGUUGUUUUUGUUCUUGAAAAGGGUGCCUUCACAGUAGAAUUUAUAGUUAUAAUUCUUCGACAAGAUUGGAGUUUUUGAGUUGGAUUAUAUUGUGGGGUUGAGGAAUGGCAGCCGAUGAAGAUAAAAGCAAUGAUUUUUAUGCUGUUAUGGGGUUGAAGAAAGAAUGCACUGAUGCAGAGCUGAGGAAUGCUUACAAGAAACUUGCACUGAAAUGGCAUCCUGAUCGCUUCUCCGCUUCCGGGAAUUCCAAGUAUGUGGAAGAUGCAAAGAACAAAUUUCAAGCCAUUCAACAAGCCUAUUCAGUGCUUUCGGAUGCCAACAAAAGGUUUCUGUACGAUGUAGGAGUCUACGACUGCAAUGACGAUGAUGACGAAAAUGGAAUGGGCGAUUUCUUGAGCGAAAUGGCAGCAAUGAUGAGCCAAACUAAAUCCGAUGAAAACGGAAACGAAACAUUUGAAGAACUGCAAGAACUCUUUGACGAAAUGUUCCAAGAUGACUUUGAGGCCUUUGGUUCUUCUUCUCGUUUGGCCACACCAGCAACUUGCUCUUCAUCGGUCCCGGCUUCUUGCAGCGAGACGUACAGCAUCUCCAACAAGAGGAAUUGCUCUGAGAUGAGUCCUAACAAUUUGGGGGCGAAAGCUGCCACAUACGACGGAUUCUGCAUUGGGACGGGAGGAACGUCUGGAAAACAGCAAGGCGGCGGGGAAAGCAGCCGGAGGAAGAACAGGACUAAGUGCCGGAGGUAGUAAGAAGGAAAGAUUUUUUUGAUUUGUUUUUUAAAUAGAAGGCGGUGUACCAUAUAGAUAUCUCCAUGCUAUGAGCAUUGAGCUCAAGUCUUGGCCAAAAAUGGGCAUUUAGAUUAGAAUGGGAAUGGAGCGUAGGAUUUUGUGGUUGGUGGUGUCUGAUCUCUGAUGAGAGAUGAUGGGUCGGAAGGAUCUCCAUCUCCCUCCCAUCUAAUCUAACAAACAUUGCUAUUUCAUUUUCUGCCUUA